AUGUCUUCCUACCCCAGGUCGUUGGCCGACCUGAAGGCCGGAGAUGAGGCACUUCUGUCAAUCCCAAAUUUCUACGGCUCCCUGAAGGAAUUGCGCAAAUCUACGCUGUCAACCACAAAUCGUCUUCAAUCCAUUGUCCGGGACGCCGACUUUGUUCAAGAAGUGGCCGCAGAAUAUCAACUCCCGCUUAUAGCCAACGAGCGAUGCGGCAGUUGGUAUGUUCCUCCUGAGACGAAAGCUGGUAGCGUAUAUUUCAAAAGCACUGAUGGCCAUACGGGCCAGUGGAGCUUUAACUUGCGAAGGCUGAACCUACAAGUACUCGAUCUCAUUGGACGGCAUGGAGGCUGUAUCAUUGUGGACUCCACACGUCGAGGCAAGGUCAUGCCGGACGCGUUCUCCAAGACAGUACCGAUAUGGUGUGCUGUGAUCAACAGAGCCCUCUUCCCAGAGCAACAGCAAUACCAUCAGUUUCAGCUACCAGGAAUCAAGUUGCCUGCGUCUGAAGUUUCUCAGAUCGAAAGUCGAUUGGACGAUUUUGUAAUCGCAUUUCAACAUCUAGCACUUGACGUAGAAGACCUCCGAAGGAGACUUGGACAGCCCAUGAGGUUGAAAUGGGUCAUCGGCCACGCUACACGUAUACUGCCAGCAGAUGAAAGAAGGGUCAGGCAAGACCAUGCUCUCUGUCAUACUGUCAUCCUAUGUUCGGCUUCCAGGCGUGUGGAUGGUGCUGAGAUGUCGGAAGGAGGCUACAUUCAAGGAGCUGGAGACGAUAGUGAAGGGUGGUCUUCAGGUAUAACGCCACAGAUGUUCUGGAUGCACAAAGACCUGUUGCUACACGCGCAGGAGGACAGGUUUCCAGAGCUGAUCGAGAAGCUUCUCUCCAGUGAACGACAGUUUCCUAAACCUUAUCACGCAACGUUGAUCGCGCCAACGAAGAAUCUCUACAUCGCUAGUUGGACAAACGCUGAGGACCUUCCGGGUUUCGAUUUGGCCAUCAACUGCAACAGCAGCGAUCUCAACCUGCAAGAUAGUGCUAAACAGCUGAAUCUUGAAUGCGGGCCAGGAAAGUUAGGAAGCAGAAACUUGCGGCGUAAGCUGCAAUAUGUCGACUCACGUGUUGCGAGCAUCUUGAUCCAGAAUCCAGCCUCUCAAAUACUGGUCACCUGCAAAACCGGGAAAGACCUAUCGAUUGGAGUGGCGCUGAUGUUGCUCUGCCAUUUUUACUCGUCUGACGCGAUUCCGGCCAGUCCCAGCAAAGACCCAUGA
Molecule: messenger RNA, 1266 nt
Organism: Endocarpon pusillum Z07020
Lineage: Eukaryota; Fungi; Ascomycota; Eurotiomycetes; Verrucariales; Verrucariaceae
Exons: 2
Coding region: 1-1266 (421 amino acids)
Biological process (GO): charged-tRNA amino acid modification
Cellular component (GO): cytoplasm
Molecular function (GO): tRNA adenosine(64)-2'-O-ribosylphosphate transferase activity
Source: RefSeq, a predicted model, not a curated record